UUCACCCCAACUAUGGUGGGCGCGGGGGAGGCUGCCGAGGCCGGCGGAGGCUAAAGCUACGCGGCUUGGCGGAGCGGAGCCGCGAGAUCGACCAGCAGCAGGGGCGGCGCGGCGCCCCCCCCCGGUCCGGCACCGUCAUGGCUCGCUGGAUCCCCACCAAGCGGGAGAAAUAUGGCGUGGCCAUCUACAAUUACAAAGCAGUCCAAGAUGUGGAGCUCUCUUUACAGGUUGGAGAUACAGUUCACAUACUGGAGAUGUAUGAAGACUGGUACAGAGGAUACAGUCUUCGAAAUAAAUCCAAAAAGGGUAUCUUCCCAUCAACCUACAUCCAUCUCAAGGAGGCAACGGUGCAAGAUGGCGGACAACAUGAGACAGUAAUUCCCAGUGAACUUCCCUUGGUCCAGGAACUCACCUCCACUUUGCGGGAAUGGGUAGUGAUCUGGCAUAGGCUGUAUGUGGAGAACAAAAGCUCCCUCUUUCGCCACGUGCAGCAAAUGACAUAUAGUCUGAUUGAAUGGCGAUCCCAGAUCCUGUCCUGCACCCUCCCCAAGGAUGAGUUGGCCGAACUCAAGAAGAAAGUCACAGCCAAAAUCGAUUAUGGAAACAGGAUUUUGGGACUGGACCUGGUGGUGCGAGAUGAUAAUGGGAACAUACUGGAUCCAGAUGCUACUAGCAUGAUUUCACUCUUUAAAGCACACGAGACAGCAUCCAAAAGAAUCGAUGACAGGAUCCAGGAAGAAAAGUCUCUUCAACAGAAUGUAGACCUACGGGCACAGUCUAUCUUUAAUACCACCCACACCUAUAGCCUCUACAUCAAUUUCAAGAAUUUUGUCUGCAAUAUUGGUGAGGAUGCAGAGCUGCUUAUGAGCCUUUAUGAUCCUGACCAAUCCAAGUUUAUUAGUGAAAACUACCUGGUUCGUUGGGGAAGUAAUGGAAUGCCAAAGGAAAUUGAAAAGCUUAACAACCUUCAAGCUGUCUUUACGGAUCUUAGCAGUUCUGACUUGAUCCGGCCUCGUGUCAGCCUAGUGUGUCAAAUAGUGCGAGUUGGUCACAUGGAGCUGAAAGAGGGCAAGAAGCAUACUUGUGGCCUCCGGAGACCGUUUGGAGUAGCAGUGAUGGACAUUACAGAUAUCAUUCACGGGAAGGUGGACGAUGAAGAAAAGCAGCAUUUUGUUCCAUUUCAGCAGAUUGCCAUGGAAACAUAUAUCAGGCAACGGCAGUUAAUCAUGGCACCUCUAAUAACAUCUCAUGUGAUUGGAGAGAAUGAGCCCCUCACGUCUGUCUUCAACAAAGUCAUUGCUGCCAAGGAAGUAAAUCAUAAAGGUCAAGGCCUCUGGGUUUCUCUGAAACUGCUGCCUGGUGAUUUAGCUCAGGUUCAGAAGGAUUUCUCUCAUCUCAUUGACAGAUCGACAGCUGUGGCCCGCAAAAUGGGAUUCCCAGAGAUUAUAUUGCCUGGUGAAGUUCGGAAUGAUAUCUACGUCACUCUGAUGCAUGGAGAGUUUGACAAAGGGAAGAAGAAGACUCCUAAGAAUGUUGAGGUUACCAUGUCUGUCCACGAUGAAGAUGGAAACAUUUUAGAGAAAGCUAUCCAUCCAGGUGCUGGUUACGAAGGUAUUUCAGAAUACAAAUCAGUUGUCUACUACCAAGUCAAGCAGCCUUGCUGGUAUGAAACUGUAAAGGUCUCCAUAGAAAUAAAAGAGGUUGGCCGCUAUCAUUUAAGAUUUACUUUCCGCCACCGUUCAUCACAGGAAUCAAGAGAUAAAUCUGAACGGGCUUUUGGGGUGGCCUUUCUGAAGCUGAUGAAUGUAGAUGGUACCACUCUGCAGGAUGGCAGGCAUAAUUUAAUAGUCUACAAGGGUGAGAACAAAAAAAUGGAAGAUGCGAAGUUUUAUUUGACGCUUCCCAGCACCAAGAUGGAGGUGGAAGACAGAGAUGGAGUUGCAUUCAAGCAACACAUGACCAAUUUUACUCUGAAUAAGGAUAGCACCAAGGACAGCUUUCAGAUUGCCACGCUCAUCUGUUCAACGAAACUGACACAAAAUGUUGACCUGCUAGGAUUGUUGAAUUGGCGUUCAAACUCUCAGAACAUAGGACACAAUCUGAAGAAGCUGAUGGACGUGGAAGGUGGAGAAAUUGUUAAGUUUCUACAAGAUACCCUUGAUGCACUUUUCAGUAUAAUGAUGGAGAUGUCUGACAAUGAAUCCUACGAUUUUCUUGUAUUUGAUGCAUUGGUAUUUAUUAUUUCCCUGAUUGGAGAUAUCAAGUUUCAGCAUUUUAAUCCUGUACUGGAAACCUACAUUUAUAAACACUUCAGUGCCACCUUGGCCUAUGUAAAACUCACCAAGGUUCUGAAUUUCUAUGUUGGAAAUGCAGAUGAUUCUAGUAAGACAGAAUUGCUAUUUGCUGCUCUGAAAGCUUUGAAGUACCUCUUCAGGUUCAUAGUACAAUCAAGAGUUCUUUACCUAGGAUUUUAUGGAAAAAGUGAAGAUGGAGAUGAGUUUAACAAUGCCAUUCGCAAGCUGUUCCUCUCCUUUAAUGUCCUCAUGGAUAGGCCUCUUGAAGAGGCUGUCAAAAUCAAGGGUGCUACCUUGAAGUAUUUGCCAAACAUUAUUAAUGAUGUCAAACUAGUCUUUGAUCCAGUGGAACUCAGUGUCCUCUUUAGCAAAUUUAUCCAAAGCAUCCCCGAUAAUCAGCUCGUUCGUCAGAAGCUCAAUUGCAUGACCAAGAUUGUGGACAGUGACCUGUUCCGUCAGUCUGAAUGCCGUGACAUUCUUCUCCCCCUGCUGGUAGACCAACUAAGUGGGCAACUGGAUGAUAAUUCCCACAAACCUGACCAUGAAGCCUGUUCACAGCUGCUUAGUAACAUCCUUGAGGUACUCGAUCGGAAGGAAGUGGGCCCGACUGCAGAUCACAUCCAGUUGAUAAUGGAACGGCUGCUGAGGAGGAUAAACCGGACUGUGAUUGGCAUGGGGAGGCAGUCUCCUCACAUUGGUAGUUUUGUAUCUUGCAUGACAGCCAUCUUAAGGCAGAUGGAUGAUUCCCAUUAUAACUGCUACAUCAGCACUUUCAAAACCAGGCAAGAUCUUAUUGAUUUUCUGAUGGAAACCUUCAUCAUGUUUAAAGACCUCAUUGGAAAAAAUGUCUAUGCAAGUGAUUGGAUGGUCAUGAAUAUGAUGCAGAGCAGGAUUUUCCUUCGAGCCAUAAAUCAGUACGCCUCUGUGCUCAACCGCUUCUUCUUGGAUCAGACAAGCUUUGAGCUCCAGCUAUGGAAUAAUUACUUCCACUUGGCAGUAGCCUUUCUUACCCAUGAAUCCCUUCAACUGGAGACUUUUUCUCAGGCUAAACGGAACAAGAUAAUGAAGAAAUACGGGGAUAUGAGGAAGGAAAUUGGCUUCAAGAUAAGGGACAUGUGGUACAACCUUGGGCCUCAUAAGAUCAAGUUCAUCCCUUCUAUGGUGGGCCCAGUUCUGGAAGUGACCUUGACGCCAGAGCCUGAGUUGCGAAAAGCAACCAUCCCUAUCUUUUUUGACAUGAUGCAAUGUGAAUUCAACUUCAGUGGGUGCAGAAAUUUCCGAAUGUUUGAAAAUGAGCUGAUCACUAAAUUAGAUCAAGAAGUGGAAGGUGGUCAAGGAGAUGAACAGUACAAGAUCUUGCUGGAGAAACUCCUCCUGGAGCAUUGCCGGAAGCAUAAGUACCUGUCAAGCUCAGGCGAAGUGUUUGCCCUGUUGGUUAGCAGUCUGCUUGAGAACCUUUUGGAUUACCGAGCGAUUAUGCAUGAUGGGAGCAAAGAGAAUCGCAUGAGUUGCACUGUCAACGUACUGAAUUUCUAUAAAGAAAAGAAAAGAGAGGAUAUAUACAUCAGGUACUUAUAUAAGCUCCGAGAUUUGCAUACUGACUCCGAAAGCUACAGUGAGGCAGCAUAUACACUCCUGCUGCAUGCAGAGUUACUCCAGUGGUCCGAUCAGCCAUGUGCUCAGCAUCUGCUCCAGAGGGACAGCUACUAUGUCUAUUCACAACAGGAGCUCAAGGAGAAACUUUACCAAGAAAUCAUUGUCUUCUUGGACAAAGGCAAAAUGUGGGAGAAGGCGAUCCAGCUAAGCAAAGAAUUGGCUGACAUGUACGAGAACAAAGUGUUUGAUUACGAGAGCCUUGGCAAUCUCUUGAAAAAACGGGCCACGUUCUAUGAGAACAUAAUGAAAGCAAUGAGACCUCAGCCAGAAUAUUUUGCCGUUGGGUAUUUUGGCCAUGGAUUUCCCUCCUUUCUUCGGAACAAGAUGUUCAUCUACCGUGGAAAGGAAUAUGAAAGGAGGGAAGACUUCAUUGUGAAACUGUUGACCCAGUUUCCAAAUGCUGAGAAAAUGAGCAGCACCACCCCACCAACAGAAGACAUCAAAGCUUCUCUAAAGCAGUACAUACAGUGUUUCAUAGUUAAGCCUGUCAUGAACCUUCCUCCAAGAUACAAAGACAAGCCUGUUCCAGAGCAGAUUCUAAACUUUUAUAGAUCCAAUGAGGUGCAACAGUUCCAACACUCCCGACCUUUCAGGAAAGGAGAAAAAGACCCUGAGAAUGAAUUUGCAACCAUGUGGAUAGAACGUACCACCUAUACAACAGCCUAUUCCUUCCCUGGAAUCCUCAAAUGGUUUGAAGUCAAGCAAGUCACUAUGGAGGAAAUCAGCCCCUUGGAGAAUGCCAUUGAAACCAUGGAGCGGACAAAUGAGAAGAUCAGUAACUGCGUCCAACAACAUGCUUGGGACCGCACCUUGCCUGUUCAUCCCCUCUCCAUGCUGUUGAACGGCAUUGUGGAUCCGGCGGUAAUGGGUGGCUACACCAACUAUGAGAAGGCCUUUUUCACUGAGAAAUAUAUUCAAGAACACCCUGAAGAUCAAGAUAAGAUUGAAUUGCUCAAGCAACUAAUUGCUUUACAGAUGCCUUUGCUGGCCGAAGGGAUUCGGAUCCACGGGAAGAAACUGACUGAGCAGUUGAAACCUCUUCAUGAUAGGCUAACCUCUUGCUUCAAGGAGCUGCAAGAGAGAGUGGAGAAGCUCUACGGUGUGACCACCUUGCCUUCCUCACUGACGGAGAGAAAGCAGAGCAGGUCUGGUUCAGUGGUUUUGCCCUACAUUAUGUCCUCCACAUUGAGAAGGCUGUCAGUUACUUCUGUCACUUCCUCAGUGGGAUCAACAUCCUCUACAUCAUCUGACAGUGCUUCCUCCAGACCAGGAUCAGAUGGAUCUAUUCUUGAGCCACUGGUGGAGAGAAGAAGUUCAGCAUCCUCCAGGAUGGAAGAACAGCCUGCCAAAGAUGAUGCAGAGAACCGGGCUAAUAAAUUCCGUCGGAAAGACUGGAGUCUCAGUAAAUCUCAGGUUAUUGUGGAGAAGGAGCCAGAGGCUGAGCUGGCUUCCAAAACGAAUGCAUCAGGAAAAGCACCCAGGCCAAAGAGCCUGCAACUGGGGGAAAGCAAACUAACUCUGCUUCAAAACUCAUCCCUUCAACAAGCCACAGCACUCAGCCCACCGCCAAUCACUCCCAAAACGCCGAGAACUCAAAGUUUCCCUUCUUUGCAAACAGAUGGAUUAACAACCGCUAACUUGCAAAACUCUCCUCCCCCACCGCCGCCCAAAUGCAAGCCCUAUGAGAAUAGCAGCUCAAGAAACUCCGCAGAGGUGGUUCCACCUCUACCCAUUAGGCGAGAAAUCAAGCCACCACCACCACCUCCUAAAACUAGGAAAUCCGGCGUCCUUUCUUUAGACCCAGAACUACAAUGAGGACUCUAUACCGUCUUGUCUCCUUGCAUCUUGAACUGAAUGUCGGAUGCUCUGUGUGCAAAGCUGGUUCUCCAGAGCUGCUCAGAAUUGGCUUCUUCCUGCUGAACAACUUUGCCUUCCAUUCCUGUUCCUUGGGAUGUGCUCAAAAUCAGCUGCUAAAAUUGUGGCAAAGCUGCUGUUUUGGCUUUCAAGGCUUCUGAUUCUCCUAUUGGCAUCCCAAGACACACCUUCUGAUCAUCUAUGGCAUACUGGGGCUUCUUCAAGGCUAAGAAACAAAUUGUCCAUCAGUACUUGUUCCAUCAUUGAUAAAACACCAGCAGUGUGAAAAUUCUUUCAGUGGAAUUGUUCUAACAACUAAGAUUUUCCUUGGUCUUGAAACAACUAAGCACCACACUGGGAAAACAUAUACUUGCCACUACAGUGGAUUUGCAUGACAAAUUCAAACCCACAUUGCUGCACCUGGACAAUGAAAAGUGUGGAGAAGCAAAUAGAGGUCUUCUAAAAACAGACGAUGAAAACUUCUGAAGAUCUUUCCAUAUGUGCCAGGCAGGAGCCUUGCUCAGUGGUUAUAUCUGUUCCAGAUCCUCUUCAGGCAGGAAAGGGGAUAUGGUUUCCAUCAGUCACCACUGGCCAACAGCUAGAGACUUUGGAAAAGGAUAAGACUGGCAUAAGAGGAAGAAUUCUUUGGCCUGCUUAGCAUAGACACUUUUUACCUAUUCAUUCCAAACUUGCCGCAAAAGCCACCAGCUUCCCAGGGCCUCUGUUGGAAUGUGUAGAUUUGUAUAUGACAGCCCAGAGCACUGGACAGCCCUGCAGAUUCAAUCAUGUUGAGAUAUUAUUUUAUAUUUACAUGCUUUGCUUUUCCAGGAACAUGAAUAUGGAUCAAAAAAAAUUGUUUUGCAUUUGUCUAUUCCCACAGUUGACCAACUGUGCCCUUGAAAGUCUUGUGGUCUCUUUUUCUCUCAAGUGUUUGCAAGCUCUGUCACAUACACCGCUCAUUCCUUUCUUUGUUGCACACUUUUCCAAAGUUUUGCAUACAAACGGAGUGGCCUGCACUACUGUAACUUUGGAGACAUGUUUAACCGAAUUCUGGAUGUAUUUUUUUUUCUUUAUGAAUUAUUGUGUUGCUUUAAGACUAACCUAAAGGUGUAAUAAUACUUGGAAAUUUGGAGGACGCACUGCAUACAAAAGUGCUUCAUGGUUUUCCGAACUGAAACUGAUAAACCAGGACUGGACAGCAGCUUAAAUGUCUUAUGGAACUCUUCACUAAAAUGCCAGUGGGAGUAUAGCCAUCUGUUGACUUCUAGGUUCUUACUGUAUCUACCUGUGUAUGUCUUACUGUUAACUGAUGCCUCUGUGCUUACUUGUUUAUAGCAGAAGCUCAGGGCUCAGCCCUCAUGGGACUCAAAAUGAUCUCGGAGAUAAUUCAGUUAAUUGGAUUAUGCUAUCUCUGUCCAUCUUCACUUUUGAGUUAUGGGCUAGGUUCACAUAUCACGCUAUGCCAUGAUUUGCUUUAACAAUUACUUCCAAACCACUAUGUUUAAGUCACAUAAGAGUUAAGCCAAGCACCAACUCACUGUAUUAUGGUUUAGCAUGGUGUGCAGCCACAGUGUAGCUAUUUAUUUGCAGCGUGAAUGCAUUGCACAAUACCAUUUUCUAAUAGUGGGAAUUUGGGCAUCCCUGCCCACAGAUUAUGCUUUGAUUGUAUUGAUCAUUCCUGAAUUGCCACUUGUACAGGUGCUUCAGAAGAUGUUCAUCCACAUUAAUUCUUGAGGUUGCAUAAUACUUUCAAAGCAGAGUUACUGUUUUAAAAAGAGAAUUUAGAAUGUCUGUGAUUGGAAAAAUCUGAGAGGCAUGCCCCUGAUUAAGCAGGGGGCACAGUCAUUGAAUUAGCAGACUAGAGCUGUUGAGAUUAGCUUGUGUGUUUGAUUCUGGAUGCCAAAAGAUUAACAUUAUUGUGUGGAUCCAAGCUGUUUAAUUGGCAUAUGCAGGGAAAAUAUGCAUUUGGAGAGAAAUGCAUGGCUGUUUAUGGCUCUGCUUGUCAUUCCUCAACUUAUGCACUGUUUGUUCAAAGAAAUCACCAGCAGGAAUUUAAUGCACUCAGCUGGUAAAGCUAACUUUGUUUACUGAACUCAGCAUUUUGUAUAUAUCUUAACAGCCUCUCAGUAAUUCAGAUGUAAUUGCCUUAGGCAAAAUGUCUAGCUAUAAGGCUGAGGUUCAUGUUUUAAUGUUGUACAUAGCUCAUUUGCUUCUUCAACCCUCCCCCCAUCUUCUCAGCUCUACUUUUAUUUUGACCAUCACUGCUCUCUGAUUGUUUUCUACUAUAUCUUGUCGUUCCAUAUUGACAAAGAUUCCAGACUAGUGCAUGUAGGUAAAGAUUUUCUGAUUUUUAUGACUCCAGCAAUGCUCAAAGCUAUUAGCCUCUCUUGACCAAUGCUAGAACUAGAAGCCUCACAGACAGUGAUUCAAGGACACAGCUCUCAAUUAGUAUGUUUAUGGCAAGAACUAAGAAAUCUUAGCAAUGGUCAAGAGUAAGAUGCAAGCCCUAUUUAUAGUACAAGCAAGGUUCAGUUAUGCCUUUGUCUCUUCCCCCACCCCCUAGUGCAGCUGAUGGGAGGCACAGUCAUUGAAUUAGCAGACUAGAGCUGUUGAGAUUAGUUUGUGAGUUUGAAUCUGGAUGCUGAAAGAUUAACAUUAUUGUGUGGAUCCAAACUGUUUAAUUGGCCUGUACAGAGAGAAGAUGCAUUUGGAAGGAAACAAGAAGCUUGUUUAUGACUUCCUAAAACAGCUGUCGCUCAGAGAUAAAGCACACGUUUCACAUGUGGAAGACCAGAGAUUCUGUCCUCAGCAUUUUCAGUUCUUAAAAAAGGACAGGAUGUACAGGAAGGGAAGAUAACGAUCUGAGAUUUAGAACUGCAGAAUAGAUCAUUUUGAGCUGAGCCAGGAGUGCAUUCAGCUCCAAAGUCCUCUUUUUGUAGCCCAUAGAGCCUCGCCUAAUCAUAAUUGCUAGAAAUUUAGAGCAUAAAUUAUUGCCACUUUAAUUUGGAAGACCCACAAUAAGUAUAUUGUAAACCCUAAAAUAGAUUUGCCAUAUUUUGGGGGGGAAAUAGUGAAAGAAAACCUCCAAACGCUCCCCACCCCAAAUCACACCCACAUGUGUAAUAUGAUUGUAUCCACUUACAGUAAAGUAGGAGGACUAAGGGACAACCUGCGCUCAGAUCCAGCAAGUCUCAGUUUCAUAGGUUCCCAGGAGUCAGGGGAAUGGUAAUUAAUUGUAGAGGGAAUAGGGAAUGGCUUUGAAGGACAGGAGGAAGAGCUGCUACCAGGGCAAUGGCCAGAUAAGAGGGGCUUGAGCCUGGGCCAAGCAAGUAACUUGAGAAAAUGUUCAGACAAAGAUAAAGUGAGGGAGGAGGGAGCACAUUAAGACUUGCAAGAUUCUGUUACUAGAACCAUGACAGUUAAAGUACUCCUGACCUAUUUGGCAUUGGUUUCUUAGUCUGCUCUACCUUGUUGGCCUGACAUUAAUUCUGAAUGAAUUGCUGACCUUCAUGACAAAGUAGUGGAGUAAGGAGUGAAACAGAAGUACCAGUAGAAGAGAAUUUAUAUAGCUCAGGGUUGAACUGUGGAGUCCUUGGUGCUCUCUGAGCUUGGUUGUUUGCUUGCAGAUGAUAAUGAUGUUACCUAGUUGGGUAAUGAAAUGUCCGCAAGCAAACAACCAAGCUCAUAGAUCACCAAGGGCUCCACAGUUAAACACAAGUGUCACAGUCCUAGCCACAAACUCAGUGGCAGGUUUGCAGGCCAAAGGUUCCAAGUUCAUCCUCUGGUCUCACCAGUUUGAAGAACCAAGUAACAGAUGAUAAGAAAUAAUUUAGCUUGAGAUCAAGAGUUGAAGCCAUGCAGAGUGUAGACCAUAGUAGGGUAGAUGGAGAAAUAAUUUGAUGGCAGCUGUCUGUGUCCCUAUAGAACUCCCAUUUCUAAAUGGGAAGUAGCUGAGGUGCUGAAAUUAGUGUCAGGCUUUUGGGAUGUUGCCUGGAUCAUAAGUAAUCCUCUUCCUAGGUACAAAUCACUGAGUCAUCUUAGGAAGAUUUAUUGAAAUGAAAUGAAUGAGGUUACAAGAAUUUCAGCAACUUGGCUAUUUCCCAUUUAGAAGUGAUUUCUCUCCUAUUAGAAUGGCAUUUCUUUCGGAAGACAUACUGUAUCUUUGGAGUCUUUUCACUGAUAAUGUAUGAGCAGGUGUAUUUACAUAACUGUAAAUACAGCUAUGUAAAUCCAGAUCAGCCACAGAACUAAGGUAGGGAACCUGUGGCCAUCCAGGUAUUGCUGAACCACCAUUCCAAGUUGCCCAAGUAUCAUGGCCAAUGAUGAGGGAAGCUAGUAGCUGCAGUUGGCAGCUUGUGGAGCCCCUACUAUUCCUAUUACUCCACACUGUUGUAUGCUAAUCAGAACUGCAUUCUCAUAUUCAGAGCAAAUGAUUUUUUGUCCUUUUUUUGUUGUUGGGCAUGAAAUAUGUCCAGAUUAUUUUUCACACUGGCUAUAAAAUGUAGUGUUCAUCUCCUUAUCCUGUAAAACAUCUGCAUUUCCAAAGCCAUAAGAUGGCAGUAUUUUUGCAGAUUCUUCUUCUCCCUGAUUGAGCUUGGCACCUCUUCUCUUUGCCAGUAUGUUUCUCCAGUUUCUCUCUGAAUUUGGAAUAAAUUCUGCCUGCCUUUUGUUGCCAGUUGGCUUCAGAAAACAGAUUGUAUAUGCACUUGGGAAGGCUGGGUGGGUUAAUGGGAAACCAUAUUUGAAUCUAACUAUGGAGAAAAUAGUAGAUGUUCUCAGCAUUACAUAGACUUCCACUUCCAGCUGUGCUGGUUACCAGUGAAGAUACAAAUGUCUUAAGAGCUGUGGUUUUCCUCUCUGCCCAACCCAGGAAAACAUGGUGAAUUCUUCCUGGAACAUCUUUCACUCUCCUCCCUUUUAUGAUUCUUGGAAGACAAUACCAGCUCCAGAUUACUUUUGCCUGGAGAUGAAUGCUUCUUGACUUAAAAACAUCUGUUUUUGGAUGGUUGUCUUCCGGAGUUUCUGUGGGUGACUUCAAGUGAGUUGCAUACUUCCAUGAGGAUAAAAUGGGCAGGAGAGAAUGGCUACUCCUGGGUAGAGCUGCCACCUCCAAUUCUUUUAUCCAUGUCCCCUCUGUAUGAAAAGGCACCAGACUAUCCACCAGGAUGAGUAAAAUCUGGAAGGACAUGGCCUGAAGCAAAUGAUGAAGCAGACUUGCUGAAAUUUUAAGCAGGUUUUGAUGUGGAUAGAUAACCAGCUAGAAACUCAUGUCUGAGCUUUCUAGCGGUCUAAAAGGACAUAAAUAAAGUUUAUUUUAAAAUAAACUAUUUUAAAAAAUAGUUCUCCAAGGAAUGUCUGAAAUUUAUACAUGCCAGCUAUGCUCAACUUUAUUCUGUUCUUAUUCUGGGCUCAAUUUCAUUCUGUUAAUAGUUGAACAACUAUGUAGGAAAACAAUCUCUGUGCAAGAAGCUGGUAAGUGUAAUUAGACUCCCUAGCACUGCACACAAGCAUGACUUACAAGCAGACACUCCUUGUGUAUCCCAAGUCUCAGAACAGUUAUUGAAGCCCUUCACCAACCUGGCACCCUGUAGAUGCAUAUUACCUCCUUAGCUGCUGUAUUUGUCGUCUACAUUUGGCCACACAGACAAUAAUACCACACACAAGAGUUCAUGUGAAUGAUUAAACACUGUUAGGUAAGAGCUUCAUUAGGGAAAAAUGUUCUGUGGUCCAAGGGGCACAUCCAAAGAUUUGUUAAUGAUUUGAAGCAUGGGGUCUUAUAUCUGGCUGGUUUUAUAUCACCAUCACAUUGUUGUGCCUAUUGAUUGACCAUUAAAUUAAAAUUGUUAUUUUCAGUACAGAAUUUAUUGCAGCAGACUUGCCUUAUUUAUUUUUAUAACUGUAAAUGAGAAUAUUAAAAAAUAUAUGAUUCUAUGUUUGAUUGCCUGUCUUUGUAUAGGUACACCUGCAUUCAAAGGAUUAAUUGUAGAACUGCAUGCAUCAGCAUUUCUUUUGAUGAAGAAGUAAUGAUGGGUGAAAGUAGGAUAACUAUUUUAGGUGGAACAUCUUUUUUCCUGCAGGCUAUGCCAAAUCUGGAAAUAGGAAAGGCCAUACCUGUUAGUUUUGGACUUACCAU
Candoia aspera is the source of this 11937-nucleotide messenger RNA. It is a transcript of the gene DOCK5, whose product is annotated as dedicator of cytokinesis 5. Gene Ontology annotation, molecular function: small GTPase binding; guanyl-nucleotide exchange factor activity. Gene Ontology annotation, cellular component: plasma membrane; cytoplasm. NCBI's taxonomy places the organism in Eukaryota, Metazoa, Chordata, Lepidosauria, Squamata, Candoiidae. The transcript has 52 exons. Gene Ontology annotation, biological process: cell migration; myoblast fusion; small GTPase-mediated signal transduction. The record is from RefSeq and is a predicted model, not a curated record. The coding region runs from base 138 to 5765 and encodes 1875 amino acids.